Molecule: messenger RNA, 1173 nt
Organism: Didymodactylos carnosus
Lineage: Eukaryota; Metazoa; Rotifera; Eurotatoria; Philodinida; Philodinidae
Source: the annotation of a GenBank genome assembly
AUGCAACCAAUUCUAAAGUUCAUCCAACGAUGUCCGUGCAGUGUUUUUAUGAUGCCAAAACGAACAGUAACAGCAGAUACUACUACGCGUUGGCGAACCGCUUAUGGUGGACGAAAUACAGUAACACUAAUUCAUGGUGAUGGAGUAGGUCCAGAAUUAAUGGAAUAUGUCAAAGCGGCUAUUAGAUGUGUUCGUGCUCCUGUUGAUUUUGAAGAUAUUCCAUUGUCAAGUCAUGUGGCUAGUGAUGAAAUGUUUGAGCGAGCAGUGAUGGCUGUUAAAAGAAAUGGAGUUGCCUUAAAAGGAAAUAUAUCCUCGCAAAAUACACUGCGUUCACUUAAUGUUCUGUUGAGAACUCGUUUGGAUUUAUUUGCCAAUGUGAUUCGUUGUAAAACAAGUCCCGUAGUUCAAACUCGUCACAAAGAUAUCGAUAUACUAGUGAUUCGAGAAAAUACGGAAGGAGAAUACAGUAGUUUAGAACAUGAAAGUGUUCCAGGUGUUGUUGAAUCAUUAAAAAUUAUCACACGUAUUAAAUCAAUGAAAAUUGCACGUUUUGCGUUCAAACUAGCUCAAGAAGAUGGUAGAAAAAAGGUGACAGCUGUACAUAAAGCAAACAUCAUGAAAUUGAGCGAUGGCUUAUUUAUUGAUUGUUGUAGAGAAGUCUCACAGGACUAUCCCGAUAUUGCAUUUGAUACAAUGAUUGUCGAUAACACAUGUAUGCAGCUUGUUAAAACGCCUCAUCAGUUUGACGUCAUGGUUAUGCCUAAUUUAUAUGGGAAUAUUAUCGCAAAUGUAUGUGCUGGUCUUGUCGGCGGUUCAGGCUUUGUGGCUGGAAGUAAUUAUGGUGAUCAUUAUGCUAUUUUUGAACAAGGCACACGUAAUACGGGUAUGGGUAUUGCUGGCAAGGAUAUUGCCAAUCCAUGUGGGAUGCUAUUUGCGGCUGCUAAUAUGUUAGAAUAUCUUGGACUAGAAAAGCAUUGUUCAGCAAUUAAAAAUGCUGUAUUAAAUACAAUUCAAGAACAUAAAUUAAAAACACCAGAUAUUGGUGGAAAUGCAACGACAUCAAAAUUUGUUGAAUGUAUGCUCAAAGAAAUAGACAAAUUAACGCCAACUAUAGGUUUCAGUUAUGAAAUGCAAAAUUUUGAUAUUGGACUUCAUUAUAAGAAUAUUACUUGA